AAUCCACCUCCUCCACUCCAACGGCCGAAUGAUUUCCCGCGAAAUGAAGUCACCGCCGCGCCCGCCACCGGAGAUUCAUUAGCACCUCGCUGGACCAGGGGAUUAGACUCGCACGUAUUUAUACCUCGCCGCCGUCUCCUCGUUCCUCACAGCACUCGCUCUUCUUCUUCUCCACGAGAUCGUCACAGCAAGCUGCAAGAAUUAAGAAAGGAUCGAAGCAAGAAGGAAGGACGGGACCGGCAGCACAAGAACGGAGGAAGAGCUGGGUCAUUGAGUCGAGGUCGAUAGAGCAGGAAGGAAGUAGGAGGGGGCAUGGACUUAGCGCGGAUGGGGAGCGUCGCCGGCGGGAGCAUGCGGCGGACGGCGUCGUCGUGGCGGGCGUCCGGCCGGAGCGACGCGUUCGGGCGGUCGGCGCGGGAGGAGGACGACGAGGAGGCGCUGCGGUGGGCGGCCAUCGAGAAGCUGCCCACCUACGACCGCAUGCGCAAGGGCAUCAUCCUCACGACCGGGGCCGCUGGCGCCGGCGUCGAGGAGGUCGACACCGAGGGGCUCGGCAUGCGGGAGCGCAAGAACCUCAUCGAGCGCCUCAUCCGCACCGCCGAGGAGGACAACGAGCGCUUCCUCCUCAAGUUCCGCGACCGCAUGGAGCGAGUUGGGAUUGACAAUCCGACAAUAGAAGUGCGGUUUGAGCACCUCAACAUCGACGCAGAGGCUUACGUCGGCAAUAGGGGCGUCCCGACGUUCACCAACUUCUUCUCCAACAAAGUCAUGGAUGCACUAAGUGCCCUGCGCAUCGUUUCGAGCGGGAAGAGGCCAAUCUCCAUCCUUCAUGACAUCAGUGGAAUCAUAAGGCCUGGUCGGAUGUCUCUGUUGCUUGGGCCUCCUGGGUCUGGGAAAACUAGUCUACUUCUGGCUUUGUCAGGGAAACUUGACUCAUCUCUGAAGGUGUCAGGAAGGGUAACUUACAAUGGGCAUGACAUGAAUGAAUUUGUCCCUCAGCGGACAUCCGCGUACAUUGGUCAGCACGAUGUUCACGUCGGCGAAAUGACAGUCCGGGAAACACUUGCCUUCUCUGCAAGAUGCCAAGGAGUUGGGACACGUUAUGAGUUGCUCACGGAACUCUCAAGAAGGGAGAAAGAAGCCAACAUUAAGCCAGAUCCUGAUAUCGAUGUUUACAUGAAGGCUAUCUCUGUGGAAGGUCAGGAGAGCGUGGUCACAGAUUAUAUCCUCAAAAUUCUGGGUCUGGAGAUCUGUGCAGAUACAAUGGUUGGGGAUUCUAUGAUCAGAGGUAUCUCAGGAGGACAAAAGAAGCGUGUCACAACAGGUGAGAUGCUUGUUGGGCCAGCUAAGGCACUAUUCAUGGAUGAAAUAUCCACUGGUCUGGACAGCUCCACAACAUAUCAGAUCGUUAACUCUCUACGGCAGUCGGUCCACAUCCUUGGUGGAACGGCACUUAUCGCAUUGCUUCAGCCUGCACCUGAAACAUAUGAGCUCUUUGAUGACAUUGUUCUCCUCUCUGAGGGCCAAAUAGUAUACCAGGGUCCUCGUGAGCAUGUCCUUGAAUUCUUUGAGGCCAUGUGCUUCAAAUGUCCUGAGAGAAAAGGUGUUGCAGACUUCUUGCAAGAAGUUACGUCUAGGAAGGAUCAGCAUCAGUAUUGGUGUCGAAGAGAUGAGCCAUACCGAUACAUCUCGGUUAAUGACUUUGCAAAGGCAUUCAAAGCAUUCCAUGUUGGGCGUAAGCUAGGAUCGGAGCUCAAGGUGCCAUUCGAUCGAACCAGGAACCACCCUGCAGCUCUCACAACAUCCAAGUAUGGUAUCAGUAAGAUGGAGCUUCUCAGGGCAUGCUUCUCUAGGGAGUGGCUGUUGAUGAAGAGGAACUCGUUUGUUUACAUCUUCAAAGUAGUCCAGGUAUGUAUCCUGCUUCCUGAAAUCUUCUCAAUUCAGAUAAUAAUUUCUGAUGAAUGUUCCAUAUUUGUACAGCUAAUAAUCCUCGGAACCAUUGCAAUGACGGUCUUCCUGCGCACGACAAUGCAUCGACGCAGUGUUGAAGAUGGAGUGAUAUUUCUGGGGGCAAUGUUCCUUGGCCUAGUCACACAUUUGUUUAAUGGUUUCGCUGAGCUUGCCAUGAGCAUUGCAAAGCUGCCGAUAUUCUAUAAGCAGAGGGAUCUCCUCUUCUAUCCAUCUUGGGCGUACGCAUUGCCUACAUGGGUGCUCAAGAUCCCAAUAUCAUUCUUGGAAUGCGCUGUGUGGAUUGGCAUGACUUACUAUGUCAUUGGCUUUGAUCCAAAUAUCGAAAGGUUCUUCCGCCAUUACCUGCUGCUUGUACUAAUCAGCCAGAUGGCGUCUGGUCUUUUCCGGCUUCUUGCUGCAUUAGGAAGAGAAAUGGUUGUCGCAGACACCUUUGGGUCAUUCGCUCAGCUUGUUCUUCUGAUCCUUGGUGGCUUUUUGAUAGCAAGAGAUAACAUCAAGAAAUGGUGGAUUUGGGGCUACUGGUCCUCCCCUCUGAUGUAUGCACAAAAUGCCAUAGCUAAUAAUGAGUUCCUGGGCCACAGCUGGCAGAUGAUUGUUGAUCCAACAAGAAGUAACGAGACACUUGGUGUCCAAAUUCUGAAGGCACGUGGCAUCUUUGUCGACCCAAACUGGUAUUGGAUCGGUGCUGGUGCAUUGCUUGGGUACAUCAUGCUCUUCAACAUACUCUUCGUUUUGUUCCUCGACUGGCUUGGCCCACUUGGGAAAGGUCAAACCGUUGUUUCUGAAGAGGAACUGCGGGAGAAGCAUGUGAACCGUACUGGUGAAAAUAUCGAGCUGCUGCAGCUUGGAACAGAUUCCCAGAUUUCUCCUGAUGGAAGAAGAGAAAUCAUUGGAACUGGCACCAGGAAGAGAGGAAUGGUACUUCCAUUUACACCAUUGUCAAUCACCUUUGACAAUAUCAAAUACUCUGUGAUCAUGCCUCAGGAAAUGAAAGAAAAAGGUAUUACUGAAGACAGGUUACUGCUGCUGAAGGGUGUAAGCGGAGCCUUCAGACCAGGAGUCUUGACGGCACUGAUGGGAGUCAGUGGAGCGGGUAAGACUACCCUGAUGGAUGUACUGGCAGGAAGGAAAACUGGCGGUUACAUUGAGGGAGCCAUUUCCAUUUCUGGAUACCCAAAGAAGCAAGAGACCUUUGCUCGGAUUGCUGGCUACUGCGAGCAAAAUGAUAUCCACUCUCCACAUGUCACUGUCUACGAAUCCCUCCUGUACUCAGCAUGGCUUCGGUUGCCGCCAGAAGUAGACUCAGAAGCAAGAAAGAUGUUUGUGGAAGAAGUCAUGGAACUAGUGGAGUUGACACCUCUGAGGGGAGCAUUGGUGGGACUGCCAGGAGUAAAUGGUUUAUCCACUGAACAGCGAAAGAGGCUCACUAUUGCUGUUGAGCUCGUUGCCAACCCAUCCAUCAUAUUCAUGGAUGAACCGACUUCAGGACUAGAUGCCAGGGCUGCUGCAAUUGUGAUGAGGACAGUCCGGAAUACUGUGGACACAGGAAGGACAGUUGUCUGCACAAUCCACCAGCCCAGCAUUGAUAUUUUUGAAGCUUUUGAUGAGCUAUUCCUGAUGAAACGGGGAGGGGAAGAAAUAUAUGCUGGCCCCUUGGGACGCAACUCGUGCCAUCUGAUUGACUACUUUGAGGCAAUACAAGGAGUGAAGAAAAUCAAGGAUGGUUACAACCCUGCAACAUGGAUGUUGGAAGUGACCACCUUAGCUCAAGAAGAUAUCCUUGGGGUCAACUUUGCCGAAGUAUACAGAAACUCUGACCUAUACCGGAGGAACAAAGCUCUAAUCAGUGAACUAAGCACACCUCCACCUGGAUCCAAGGACUUGUACUUCCCAACCCAGUACUCACAGUCCUUCCUCACACAAUGCAUGGCUUGCCUGUGGAAGCAGCACAAAUCUUACUGGAGAAAUCCAUCAUACACCGCAACUAGAAUCUUCUUCACAACAGUUAUAGCCCUCAUCUUCGGAACCAUCUUCUUAAACUUAGGCAAGAAAAUUGGCACGAGGCAGGACCUGUUCAAUUCUUUGGGAUCCAUGUAUGCAGCAGUUCUUUUCAUUGGAAUUCAGAAUGGUCAAACUGUGCAACCGAUUGUGGAUGUUGAGCGAACAGUUUUCUACCGAGAAAAGGCGGCUGGCAUGUACUCUGCUCUACCCUAUGCUUUUGCACAGGUUCUUAUUGAGAUCCCACAUAUCUUCCUUCAGACAGCCGUGUAUGGUCUUAUUGUCUACAGCUUGAUUGGCUUUGACUGGACAGUUGAGAAGUUCUUCUGGUAUAUGUUCUUCAUGUUCUUCACCUUCAUGUACUUCACGUUCUACGGCAUGAUGGCAGUCGCCAUGACACCAAACAGCGACAUUGCUGCCAUAGUGUCAACUGCAUUCUACGCCAUAUGGAAUAUCUUUGCCGGCUUCCUUAUCCCUCGACCGAAGAUACCAAUAUGGUGGAGAUGGUACUCAUGGGCAUGUCCAGUGGCUUGGACACUAUAUGGACUUGUGGCCUCACAAUUUGGAGAUAUCACAAAUGUUACACUGAAAGAUGAUGGGGAAACAGUGAAAGAUUUUGUCAGCAGAUUCUUUGGAUUCCAUCAUGAUCAAUUGGGUUAUGUAGCUACCGCUGUUGUUGGAUUCACAGUUCUCUUUGCUUUCGUCUUUGCCUUCUCCAUCAAAGUCUUCAAUUUCCAGAGAAGAUAAGGGAAGUGACCUAAAAAUGUUUUGUGUUGCUUCAGCUCAUUUUCAGUAUAUAGCACUGCAGCAAUGUAAAUUUAUGAGAGAGAGAGAGAGAGAGUAUGUAGCAUUUGUUUUGUUUCUAGGCAGUUAACAAUUGACAUCAUUAUUCGUUUCAAUCAGUUUGGCCUGGAGUUCUGUACUGAACAGAAAGGGGCCUAUGUGUAAAUUGUAUGUAGAUUGUGCAUAAUUGAGUUCAAUGUAAACUUUUCCUU
Panicum virgatum (switchgrass) is the source of this 4964-nucleotide messenger RNA. RefSeq names its product ABC transporter G family member 39-like. The coding region runs from base 313 to 4716 and encodes 1467 amino acids. Gene Ontology annotation, cellular component: membrane. The transcript has 22 exons. Gene Ontology annotation, molecular function: ABC-type transporter activity; ATP binding; ATP hydrolysis activity. Lineage: Eukaryota; Viridiplantae; Streptophyta; Magnoliopsida; Poales; Poaceae. The record is from RefSeq and is a predicted model, not a curated record.